AAAAACACACACCGCAACGCCCUCUCCCUCCGUUUCACUUGCUCUAACCACAGCUACUUCCUCGGUGAAAACUGUUGGCUGAGGGGGGGCAGGUGGUUAGUUUGAUUACACACACACACACACACACACACACACGCAUACAAAGCCACAAUGCCAGAUUAAUAGAAGAGUAAGACAAUCUCUCUCGGGUGACUGUCGGGGAGAGAGUCAACUCUGAAGACAAAAAGUCAUCAACAAGGGGAUUUGGAGAACCACAUACCAAAACCAGAGAGAGAGAGAGAGAGCGAGAGAGAGAGAGUCAUAAAGAGAUAGCUAAAGGAAGAUGUGUAUGACGACAGAGAGAAGGAGCGGAAGCAGAAAAGAGCUGUAAGCAAGUGAAGAGUCGGAGAAAGAUACCACCAGUAGAGAAACGUAGAGAAUGAAAGUUUCUUUGUGGAUUAUUUUGCCUCGGAGUCACUGGUCGACUGGAAAAACCACAAGGAGCUUUUUCUACCACAUCUACCCAUGACCGGGACACCUCGGCUGGGAUAAAAAAGGGUGGAGAGGAAGAAACGUCUGAAGAAGAAUCAUUUCAUGGCAUCCAACAGCCUCUUUGAGUCACUGUCGUCCUAUCGCUCAGCUUUUAUACGAGACCCAGCCCCGGGUCGGCGUUAUACCCCCCCCUCCACCACCCUGGCCUCGGGGGGGAAGAUGGCCGAGGCCCUGCCUCUGGGCGCCCAGGAGGCCGGAGGGGGGGCAGCUCUGGUGGGCAAACUGCGCAUGGCUGACCGCGGUAUGGUGGAGGUGAUCUCAGAUCAUCCAGGCGAGCUGGUGAAGACAGACAGUCCGAACUUCCUGUGCUCUGUGCUGCCCACCCACUGGAGGUGUAACAAGACCCUGCCCAUAGCCUUUAAGGUGGUCACCCUGGGCGACACCCCUGAUGGCACCCUGGUAACGGUGAUGGCGGGAAACGACGAGAACUACUCGGCCGAGCUUCGCAACGCCACUGCCGCCCUCAAGAACCAAGUGGCCCGAUUCAACGACCUGCGCUUUGUCGGCCGCAGCGGAAGAGGGAAGAGUUUCACUCUGACCAUCACAGUGUUCACCAACCCUCCUCAGGUGGCCACGUACCAGAGAGCCAUUAAAAUUACAGUGGACGGUCCUAGAGAGCCACGCCGUCAUCGUCAGAAGAUGGACGAGGUCAAACCCGGCUCUCUAGCUUUCUCUGAGAGGCUAACAGAGCUGGAACAGCUGAGACGGAGCACAAUGAGGGUGACACCGCCUCACCACCAUCACCAUCACCAUCACCAUCAACACUCCGCCAACACCCGGCAAUCUGCAGCACUCAACUCUGCCACCUUCUCCAGCCCGACACACCCUCAGAUAACUGCUGACUCCAGACAGAUGCAGUCAUCUCCGUCUUGGUCCUACGAACAAUCGUACCCCUACCUCGGCCAGAUAACCACGCCCGGCGUCCACGCGACCAAUCCGCUUUCACCUGGUCGAUCUUCGCUCAGUGACCUUUCCUCGCGACUCGCAGGUCCUGACCUCGCGGCCUUUGGUGACCCCAGGAUGACCUUAGAACGACCUUUCCCCUCCUUGCCUGACUCCCGCUUCGCCGACCCCCGGGUCCACUAUCCUCCCACGGCGGCCGCUUUCACCUACACCCCCUCUCACAACGCCGUCUCCAACGGCGCCCUCGGCAUCACCAUGGCGACGGCGAUGGCAACCACUCCCACGGGGAGGUACCACACCUACCUGCCUCCCCCCUACCCGGCGAACGCGCCCCACCAGGCUCAGAACGGGCCGUUUCAGUCCACCUCCUCGCCGUAUCACCUGUACUACUCCGCCGCUGCCGGCUCCUACCAGUUCUCCAUGAUGGCCGGGGGGGGAGGAAGUGGUGGUGACUCGCGCUCCCCGCCGAGGAUCCUGCCGCCGUGCACCAACGCCUCCACGGGCUCCUCCCUCUUGCACCCCUCUUUGCCCAAUCAGAAUGAAGGAGUGGGCGUGGAGGUGGAGUCCAGUCACAGCAGCUCCCCGACAAACAUGGCAGCUGCUGAAGCUGUCUGGAGACCUUACUAAACCAGCUAAGGUGACCACCUGGUCAUGUGACGGCAGACACCGAACAUCACUGAAUGCAUAAAUACACUCUGAUCCAAAAUAAUAUGUGACAUAAACGGCCAAUGUAAUAUCAGAGCUAAUGUGUCAACAUAUAGAUAAUAUAUAGCCCAAACUGGGGGAGAGGGGUGAACCACAACCCCUUAUCUCAGUUAAAGGAAGUCUGGUGAAGUCCCAUGAAAAGACCAAAACCAACAAUUAAAUUUCUGGAUACUCUCUGACUCUCAGCUCUCUUAGCCCAUUGGUUCCUACUAGGGAUGCACCGAUACCGAUACCAGUAUCGGGUCCGAUACUGUGCUCAUGUACUCGUAAAACGGCUCCGAAAAACUUAACGUUGUAGUAUUACGAGAAAAAAGACAUAGCUUUAUGAGACAAAAAGUCGUAAUAUUACGAAAUUAAAGUCAUAACUUAACGAGAAAAAAAGUCGUAAUAUUAGGAGAAUAAAGCCAUAAC
Molecule: messenger RNA, 2550 nt
Organism: Sebastes umbrosus (honeycomb rockfish)
Lineage: Eukaryota; Metazoa; Chordata; Actinopteri; Perciformes; Sebastidae
Gene: runx1
Product: RUNX family transcription factor 1
Exons: 9
Coding region: 574-2061 (495 amino acids)
Biological process (GO): neuron differentiation; regulation of transcription by RNA polymerase II; hemopoiesis
Cellular component (GO): nucleus
Molecular function (GO): RNA polymerase II cis-regulatory region sequence-specific DNA binding; ATP binding; DNA-binding transcription factor activity, RNA polymerase II-specific
Source: RefSeq, a predicted model, not a curated record